GACCCUCUAGUAAAGCAGUGAAGAGUCCAGGCUCUGUGUCCUCUUCACACAUAUUGGGGAACCUUUGAACCACUCCCCCGCUACCGAGGAUCCCUCCUGGCUGCAACUGACCGACUAUGGCAACGUCUCCCGUCAAAGACUUCCUGGUUACACAUUUAAUGCCAGAAAAAUGCUAUGAGGAGUUUUUCGUCAACUUUCACUUGCACGUGCCGUGCCUAAAGUUUGUACUGAACAAAACUGCCGUAUUUUGGAUCAUACUGGAAACAUUCCUGGCACAGUUACCUCAGCUGCUGAAGAUACUGUGGAGAGGAAGUGCAGACGGUCUGAGUCUGACCUCUGUCCUGCUGCAACUGUAUGCUUUCUCAUGUCCUGUCGUGUACGCCGUGGCCAACAGCUUCCCACUCUUUGCCUGGGCUGAGAGGCUCUUCACGUUGGCGCAGACAGUGACAAUUAUGUUCCUCAUCCUUCAUCAUCGUGUUGAUGCUCUCACAGGAAUGCUGUUCCUGGCGGCGUACAGUGGUGUAAUGUUCCUGCUGGGCUCCUACGCAGCUGCAGCAGUUGUCUCAGUGAUGCAGGCCUCCAGUUUGGCAGCUUUAAUUGCAAGCAAGGUUUUCCAGGCUGGAACUAACUACCGUAACGGCCACACAGGCCAACUGUCCACUCUGUCUGUGUUACUGACGUGGGCAGGGUCUCUGGGUGUUGUCUUUGUUUCUCUACAGGAGACAGGAAGCUCACUGUCUACUCUGUCACACAUACUGUCAGCCUGUCUCAGCUGUGUCCUCGUGGCCCAGGUCCUCUGCUGCAGGAGCAGCACCAGCACUAAAAAGAACGAGUAGAGGUGGAAAACGGAGACAACAACACUCACAUCUUAUGCAAGAACAAGAAAUGGACUUUCUUCUAAAGCACCAGUUUUGGAUGUAAGAACCCUUUCAUGAAUGAAGCCCCUGGACUGGCCUCUGAGCUUCAAGUAUUUCCAGCCACUGUGAACAAACUGUCGAGUGUUGCUCAGUAACCAAGUCGCCAAGACACACUCAAGUGACGUUGGCUUCGCAUGUGCCACAAUGACACAUUAACCUUGUUUGUUUUGCCCGAUACAACAACACAUGUAGUGUUUUAUAUUCAUAUUUUAUGGAUGGAUUUUCUGACUUAAACAUCUAUUGAACUGUACUGUGAACUAAAUUUAAAGAUGCUGUGAAUUACUGUCUCUGAACCUUUAAUAAUAAAAUAAACUGUUGCCACAGA
Seriola aureovittata is the source of this 1242-nucleotide messenger RNA. RefSeq names its product mannose-P-dolichol utilization defect 1 protein-like. Gene Ontology annotation, biological process: oligosaccharide biosynthetic process. The record is from RefSeq and is a predicted model, not a curated record. The transcript has 8 exons. NCBI's taxonomy places the organism in Eukaryota, Metazoa, Chordata, Actinopteri, Carangiformes, Carangidae. The coding region runs from base 117 to 836 and encodes 239 amino acids.